AAAUGUCCGAAAAGCCAAAGAACACCACAACCGUAUAAUCGUGCUGAAAUUGUAAAUUGGCAAUUCAUGGAGUUUUCCACCAUGGAAGCUCCCGUAAGGAUCUUCAAUCGCCAGCUCUUCACUAAAUUAACAUCUCCACCAACAAUAAAGUCUCUCAUUUCUUCUUCUUCUCGAUCACUGACAUUCCCUCAAUACCGUCGCCAUAUCCACAUCCGCUCUUCUCAUUCACCAUUUCUAAACCCAAACCCGAACCCAUUUCGCUUUCUUGUAUCUGUUUCCUCUUCUCAUCUCUCGAAUCUAUCAAUCCCUGUAAAUAGUGUUUGUAAUUUUAAUUUCAGUUUCAAAUCCAAUCCAAACAAAGGCAUUUUCACUUGGAACAAAUCUCCCGGGACCGUUAUCAAUGGGAAAAACGUGGGUGUUUUGGGUGCCAAAGACCCAGUUGCUACAGUUGUGUUGCUGGGUUGGCUAGGAGCGAAGCAGAAACAUCUAAAGAAGUACGUUGAAUGGUAUAACUCGAGAGGGAUUCACGCUAUUACUUUCGUUGUUGAAGUGGGUGAGUUGCUUUGUUUUGAUCUGGGAGACAGAGUUGAGAAGCGAUUUACUUCUUUGGCAAAUGAGCUCAUUUCUUGGGUUUCUGAGGAUGAGGAAAAUGGUAGAGAACGGUGUUUGGUUUUUCACACAUUUAGCAACACCGGUUGGUUCUUAUACGGAUAUAUUCUUGACAUUCUUCAACUUCAAAAUAAAGAACACUUGAAGGAGAAGAUCAAAGGCUGUGUUGUUGAUUCAGGAGGAGGCGAGCCCUUUAAUCCUAAGGUCUGGGCUGCUGGAUUUUCUGCUGCUUUGUUGAAGAAAAGCAGUUCUGCAAUACACCCUUUGGCUGAGAUCAAACACCAAGCCAUUAAGUUAAAUAUGCAGGAAAAUAAAUCACCUUUAGUUGAAGUCUUGGUGCUAGCGGUUUUGGAGAAGCUAUUCUCUAAAAUGCUGAAGUUGCCUGAUGUGGAGCGGAAGUUAAAGAAGAUUGUCUUUGUUCUCUCAGAGAAUCAGCCCCAUUGUCCUCAGCUUUAUCUGUACAGCACAGCUGAUAAGGUCGUUCCAUUUCAAUCAAUAGAGUUGCAGAUGGAGGACCAGAGGAAGAUAGGAAGAAAAGUAGUAUCCUAUAAUUUUGGAUCAUCCCCUCAUGUUGAUCACUAUCGAACUUUCCCAGACACAUAUCUAUCGGUGCUUCAUAAUUUCUUGAGAGAGUGUUUUGCAAUAGCUAAGUAGACGUAAGUUCUGCAAAUGCGUUAUAUUUUAUUUACAUUGAGAUAUCAUUUUGGUUCUGUAGAUGUGGCCAGGGCGGGUUUUGGAAUAUGAAUAAUAGUUUUCUGAAGUUUCAGAAUAGGAAUGAUAGUUUCCUGAAGUUACCAGAGCUGUGUGUAUGUGUACUCUUAGGCUUUGUUGUAGUAGCACUGGAACAGAAACCAAUAGAGUUGUGAGAAGCUAUCUAGCACCUGUAUCAUAGGGGUCGUUAGUGUCCUUGAGAACAUUUCAACUGUUAGCUAACCAAACUGUUACACAUUUGAUGCAUGGUUGGCUGUCGCAUUUUGAUGCUUUCUGGCUGUUAUUUAAUGAUGAAUGACAAUGUUACGGCCAGAAUUCAGAAA
This is a messenger RNA of Ricinus communis (castor bean), 1643 nucleotides long. Its product is annotated as transmembrane protein 53. The record is from RefSeq and is a predicted model, not a curated record. The coding region runs from base 67 to 1263 and encodes 398 amino acids. Lineage: Eukaryota; Viridiplantae; Streptophyta; Magnoliopsida; Malpighiales; Euphorbiaceae. The transcript has 4 exons.